CGUCCAUGGUUGUGAAAGUCAUACAGAUCACCAGAUUGAGUUGGUCUUUUAUAUAUUAAAGUUGGCCGUCGUUUUACACAAUCUUUGAUCAAUAACUAAUUAUAAAAUAUAUGUUUUUUUUGGAUGACAUUACGACAAUCGCGUGCUGAUACGUUUACCAGUUUGAGGUAUGAAACGCACUAGCCAGCUAACAAGUGUUCACAGCAUGAUCGGAAACCCGGAAGGUUGAACUGUCAUCAGUUAAUUGAAUUGUGUCAUAUUUAUAUGUAGUAGUUAAUUAGGUAUUGCGAACACGAUAUCUUGGCCUUCCAGGACAAGAGCACACAUCUGGCUGUGCUACAUUUGUUUGGAUUGGUUAGCCAGCCACUGCAUUUCUUUGUGAAUCAAUAGACUGAUUUGCUGUCAUCAUGUUUGGACACAUAGCGAGAAGACUUGGCCACCUCUACGGCCAUCAGAUAUCAAAUGGACUGAGAAGAAGCAACCUUUUUCAGCUGUCCUUUAAAGAGACCAGACGUCCUGUAUCGACGAUGUCGCUGUGGCCCUUCAGCGCAGCUCAGUCGCGGGACUUCAGUCAGCCCAACUCAUCGUGGAGUCCCGAGAUGCGCAGACUGUACGAUCACUAUAAUGCACAGUGUGAGGUAGAGACCGAUAACGGAGAAAAAACAAGGGGGCCUUGGCGGAAGUUACCCAGCUACAACCGAUCCCUCAAAUAUGCUACAGGGGGCGCAUACCUCAGCAAGUUGAUCCAGGCAAAAUCUCGACUUUUCACAAGAAGUGUUAAAGAGCAGGGUGCAACAUUCGAAUAUGUGGUAUUUGUCAAUAAGGAGGAGAAGAGCUGCGUUUGUGUGUUUCAGGCAGGACAUUUACUGGAAGGGGCACCUGGGCAUGUACAUGGCGGAGCCAUAGCCACCAUGAUUGACACAGUGACGGGUACUCUUGCCGGCUACCUGUCAGGACCAAUUAUGACUGCCAAUCUUAACAUCGACUACCGCAGUCCCAUGCCUCUGGGUAGUGUGGUUCUAUUCCACAGCACUCUGGAUAGAAUAGAGGGGAGGAAAACCUUUGUCACUUGCAAAGUGACCAGCACUGAUGAGUCCAAACUCCACACAGAGGCCACAGCUCUAUUUGUGUCAAUAAAUGUGGGCCAUUUAUUUGGAGCACGAAGCUGAAAGUAGCCCAGAAUCCACCACAGGGCUGUGUGCAUAUGUGCAUAUCUUUAUACAUGUGAGUGAGAUUGCAGGUGUGUGUGUGUCUGAGGUGGAUUGUGUGUGUGUUUGCGCGCACGUGCAAUGACCAACUGAUCUAGCUGAUAUUUUACCUCAGCUUUGUGAAUGAGGUAUUCAGAAAUGCACACAUGUAAGAUUUACACAGAAUCCUCCAUGUAUUCACCACUGGCUGCCUCAUUAUUUAUAAUAACAUUUUAUUAAUCUUUUAUAUUUAUUUAGAGUGUAUCUACUUUUUAAUCAUUUGGUUUCUGUAGUAUUAUAAGGAUUGCAAAAUGAAAACCUCUGUGGUCUUUACACUUUUUAGCAGUGCCAUAUUGCUUAUGGUGUUCAAGAAAAUUUGAGCAUAUUGUGUUUUAAAUGGAAAUUUGUUAAUUUAAAUGACCUUAUUAUGCUUAUUAUUAUUGACUGAUAACAUGUUUAUCUGCCAUCAUUCUUUAACAUUAA
Messenger RNA from Xyrauchen texanus (razorback sucker), 1670 nucleotides. Its product is annotated as acyl-coenzyme A thioesterase THEM4-like. Lineage: Eukaryota; Metazoa; Chordata; Actinopteri; Cypriniformes; Catostomidae. The record is from RefSeq and is a predicted model, not a curated record. The transcript has 6 exons. Bases 408 to 1169 code for a protein of 253 amino acids.